AGAUAAGCCACUUGUGGAGAGCUCGUGGCACAAACACUUCCUCCCUCUCUGAAUUCCCAUCAGACGGCUAAAAUUUCACUACACCAAUAGCAAAAAAGAAUAAUGUUACCAUAGCCAAAUCCUCCCUGCAGUUUCACUAUCCUCACCUGCACAUUUGAGAGGAAGUAAAGAAAACAGUACUUGCAAGCAGAUAAUGAUAAUGGCUUCUCUUCCUAUUGCCUUUGCUCUUCCUACUGUUAGAGUGUAUGCAGCCACGGCAGCUAAGGGAGCAGGUGGCAGUAAAGAGGAAAAGGGUUUUCUUGAUUGGGUUCUUGGAAAUUUGCAGAAGGAAGACCAAUUCUAUGAGACUGAUCCUAUCCUCAAGAAAAUAGAGGAGAAGACUGGUGGUGGCACCAACGCCGGCGGCAAGAACUCCGUGUCAAUCCCACAGAAGAAGAAGGGUAAUGGGGGAGGCUUCGGUGGGCUGUUCGCCAAGAAAUGAAAUAUAGAGAUAUUGUUCUGUUAGCUUUCUGUCUGUCUCCAUUUGAUGAUUCUUGAACUCUUUAAGUUGUAUGUGUUCUCUCUUUUUGCACAUUACUUCUUUAGUUAAUUUUCUUCCAUGUCUAUGAACUAUAUCAAUUUAUUUCAAAUCACUUGGUAGGCUUUUGAUUUGAUAUUAAAUAAAUUAAUUGUUCGAUA
Messenger RNA from Hevea brasiliensis (rubber tree), 678 nucleotides. RefSeq lists its product as uncharacterized. The record is from RefSeq and is a predicted model, not a curated record. NCBI's taxonomy places the organism in Eukaryota, Viridiplantae, Streptophyta, Magnoliopsida, Malpighiales, Euphorbiaceae. The transcript has a single exon. The coding region runs from base 194 to 481 and encodes 95 amino acids. Gene Ontology annotation, cellular component: chloroplast.